Messenger RNA from Solea senegalensis (Senegalese sole), 924 nucleotides. RefSeq names its product ribosomal L24 domain containing 1 (gene rsl24d1). Gene Ontology annotation, cellular component: nucleolus. The transcript has 6 exons. Gene Ontology annotation, biological process: ribosomal large subunit biogenesis. The record is from RefSeq and is a predicted model, not a curated record. Bases 59 to 553 code for a protein of 164 amino acids. Lineage: Eukaryota; Metazoa; Chordata; Actinopteri; Pleuronectiformes; Soleidae.
GAAGACGGGACGGUCUUGUUUUUGACGGUGUCCACGCGCACCAGUUGUGCUGUGAAAAAUGCGCAUCGAAAAAUGUUAUUUCUGCUCGGGGCCGGUGUACCCUGGGCAUGGGGUGAUGUUUGUACGGAACGACUGUAAGAACUUCAGGUUCUGCAAAUCAAAAUGUCACAGGAAUUUCAAGAGGAAGCGUAAUCCAAGAAAAACUAGGUGGACCAAAGCAUUCAGAAAGGCAUCAGGAAAGGAGCUGACAGUGGAUAAUUCUCUGGAGUUCGAGAAACGCAGAAACAUACCUGUUAAAUAUAACAGACAACUCUGGGACAAAACAGUGGAAGCCAUGAAGAGGGUGGAGGAAAUAAAGCUGAAGCGACAGGCCAAAUUUAUCAUGAACAGAUUAAAGAAGGGCAAACAGUUGGAGAAGGAAGAGGCCAUCCGCGAAGUGAAGAAAAAUAUUCACCUUAUCAAAGCACCACAUGCAGGAAAGGCCAAAAAGUUGGAAGAGAAAAUGGUGCAGAAGUUACAAGAGGAUGUCGACAUGGCAGAUGGCGAUAUUUAAUCUUGAGCCCAUGGUGUUUGUUCUUUUUGGGCACAGGUUGAUCUUGUAUAAUAUUAUACUGUUAUUUUCAAAUGGUAGAUGAUGUUUCUUUCAGAAGUUUUUUUUUUAAGUCACCAAAAAGGACACAAAAUAUUGGCUGAACAGAGACCUGCCUCCAAAAUUGCAGCAACUAACCACAUCGCUCCCAUAUUUUUCGUGUGGUAGUUUGGACUGUUUUAAGAAUUAACUCAAUACUGUUGCUUAGUAUGAAGUUUUGAUAAAUGCAGCUGUUAAAAGGUAACAACAAUGAUAGACUAUCUUAUGUGAAAUGCUCUUAUUUUCUGUGACAUGGAUUAAUGUACAACAUAAAAUAAAGCCCCAGUUUGUGCUAA